Molecule: messenger RNA, 1458 nt
Organism: Gossypium raimondii (Peruvian cotton)
Lineage: Eukaryota; Viridiplantae; Streptophyta; Magnoliopsida; Malvales; Malvaceae
Product: U-box domain-containing protein 4
Exons: 2
Coding region: 103-1212 (369 amino acids)
Cellular component (GO): cytoplasm; nucleus
Molecular function (GO): protein binding
Source: RefSeq, a predicted model, not a curated record
UUAAACUGUUGCUUGACGCCACCUCUUUCGAGAAAAAAAAAAGUUUUUUUUUUCUCUCUGAUUUUUUUCCACCACCACCCACCGACGAUUUUCCUUCAUCCAAUGGAAGCCGCCGCCGACAAUCAGAGCCCUUCUUCAUCGGACGUUGAUGUCACGCCACGUGGGGCAAGCUCAGCCGUCCUUCGAGCUCUUCAAUUAAUCCAAUACGACGAUUCCGAUUCCAAGCUACAAGCCGCUAAGGAAAUCCGUCGGCUCACCAAAACUUCCCAAAGGUGUCGCCGGUUACUUGCUGAAGCUGUUAUCCCUCUCGUUUCUAUGCUCCGAGUCGACUCACCUCAGUCCCACCAUGAGUCUGCUCUUCUCGCCCUCCUUAAUCUCGCCGUUAAAGACGAAAGGAAUAAGAUGAGUAUUGUGGAAGCAGGUGCUUUAGAUCAUGUUAUUAGAUUCCUUCAAAGUGAGAAUAUAAACCUCCAAGAAUCCGCAACCGCAGCAUUGCUAACUCUAUCUGCUUCGAUCAGCAAUAAACCGAUUAUUGGCGCGUCCGGUGCGAUUCCUCUGCUUGUAAAUAUCCUUAAACAUGGAACCACACAAGCAAAAGUUGAUGCUGUGAUGGCUUUAUCCAAUCUCUCAACGUACACCGAUAAUCUCACUGUCAUUAUUGAAACCGAUCCCGUCCCUUCCGUGGUCACUUUACUGAAAUCUUCAAAGAGAUCAUCAAAAACGGCUGAAAAAUGUUGUUCCGUCAUAGAAUCCAUGGUGGGGUUCGAUGAAGGAAGAACAGCUUUAGCAGCUGAAGAUGGUGGGGUACUAGCAGUUGUUGAAGUGCUCGAAAACGGCACUCGUCAAGCUAGGGAACAUGCUGUUGGGGCUUUAUUGACGAUAUGCGAGAGUGACCGAUGUAAAUAUAGGGAACUGAUUCUUAAAGAAGGUGUAAUCCCUGGAUUACUUGAACUUACAGUACAAGGAACACCGAAAUCUCAGACGAAAGCUCAAACACUUUUGAGGUUACUAAGGGAGACACCGUAUCCUAGGUCUGAGUUCCAACCUGAUACAUUAGAGAAUAUUGUUUGUAACAUAAUAUCGCAGAUUGAUAGCGAUGAACAAUCGAGUAAAGCAAAGAAGAUGUUGGCUGAGAUGGUUCAAGUCAGUAUGGAACAGAGCUUGAGACAUUUACAACAAAGAGCUCUGGUUUGUACCCCAACUGAUUUAUGAUUUUGCUUCUUGUCCUCUUUUUCUUUUUUUUAUGUUCUUGGUGGUGUUUGAUAGUUAAAGAAACUGUGAAAAUGCCGGUCCAGGCCGUUUAUGGUGGUAUCGGGUGACUGGUAAAUGAAAAAAAUUGUCAAUAAAUUGGAAAUUAUAUGAUGUUGAAUGCAUAGUUUCUAGUUUGCUUGUAAAGAUGUAACUGUUGUUAUAUGUAAUACAUUAUACCGUCAAUGAAAGUUCUUGUUUAUUUUUUCU